Molecule: messenger RNA, 3027 nt
Organism: Adineta ricciae
Lineage: Eukaryota; Metazoa; Rotifera; Eurotatoria; Adinetida; Adinetidae
Source: the annotation of a GenBank genome assembly
AUGGCAAACAACAAAGAUGUUGGUAACACCGAAGCUAGUAAAAAUAAUACGUCCGAACAUGAAAUCGAUGAACUUGUUAAUACACAUAUUGCUGUGGAUACGCCAACGUCUUCUACUAUCAGCUCAACUCGUACGAAUAGUCCGCCGUUGAUGGGAAUAUACGCUCGUUCAGCUAAACGUCGUGUCGACAGUGAUUCAACUGUUCCAGUACGUGUCGAUGGUACAGAUACCCAAAAUCAACAAACACAACACCAUUAUCAAAAUGUUCGGCCGAUUUCUGAUGAGUCACAAAAUCAAUCGAACAACGAAAAACUACUAGAAUCUGGCGAGUCAUUCAGUGCCAAACGUGAUUAUUUCGAGCAGCGUUUUAAGACUCCUCCACCAACCUACGAUGCACCACCGAUACGAAAGCCAUCUGCUCAGAAGAUCAUCACGACGAUUACGACGACAACAACAACAACUGCACCAGUCGGCUCAAACGUUCAGGAUCGAACCAGUUCGUCGUCCAAUGAAUCUCCCUCUGUUGAUCGUGUUCUCGAACAAGCCGUUGAAUUACAAAAACUCAGUAAUAUGAAUUCAUCGAAACCUGAAUCGUUACCACCAUUAGUUAUCGAACGUACAGAAGAAUAUCAAGUAUUUUUAAAUGCUGUCAAUCACGAAAUCCGCCGCACGCCGAGUAUUUCACGUACAACAAUCGUACCAGCGAGUAAAAUCGGACAUGCAACUGAUCUUGACGAAGCACAAGCUCAUGCACAAACGGAACAUUUAACUGAUGAUCACGAAGCGAUACAACAAUUAACUCGUGCACUUCAGGAACACAAUGUAACGACUAUUAACGAAUACAAACGUUUACCAUCUGUAACUACACCGUCGACUCCAUCCGCGCUGCCAUCCAUGCUUCUUGUUGAUAAAACUAAUUUACCUGUCGUGUCCAAUGAAUUUUCUGUUAUUGAUGCUUUAUUGAAUAACCCCCUGGGAUCUAUUGAUGAUCGUUAUAAUAGUUUACUAAGUAUACGUUACAAUGAUAUUGUGAAUAAUCUGCAUAAUCCUGAAUAUUUGAAUACAAUUAAGCAAUCGACGACAAAAACAAGUAAAGAAUCGAAGAAGAAACCCAAGGAAAAGAAAUCGAAAGAGACAAAAUCGAAGAAAAAGCCUGCAAAAACAACCGAAACAGUAGAACAACCUGUCGGGACACCUCGUUUGGAAACUUCUCAAAUACAGCAAGCUCAAACUACUGAGUCAAUAGUUCCUCCUGUUGCCAUUUCAUCCGAACAAACACCUCUCAUCGAUCCUAAGGAAAAGAAAAAGCAAGACAAAGAGAAUAAGAAACAAGCCAAACUGAAAUCGAAGCAGAAGUCAAAGAAUGAUGAUUAUGAAGUCCUUGAUGCGAUUGUCGGAAGUCCAAUAUCACUUCGUUUGCCAGAUGCGUAUCUCUCCAAAUAUCACGUCAGUGCUCCAUUAUCACAAUCAUUUGUCUCUCCACCUGUUUCACCGUCCGUACCAGCAACAACGGCAACGAAAGGCAAAGCCGAUAAGGGUUCAACUUCAGAUAAAAAUCAAACAUUAAGUCACCUUGUCAAAAUUGUCCAUGAACUUCAAUUACAUAAUGCAACUGCUUUAGUGGCUUCACUUAAUUCAACAUCACCGAAAACGAACACAUCAAUAGAAACGAAACAACCUGUAAUUGCCGACAAAAGAACAGUACCUAUUACACACGAGAGUGUUGAACAACAGCCUCUAUUAGAACAACAAAAACGUCCCGUAAUUCAUCACACUCAAACAGAAGUGCGUCCACAAUCAGAAGUAAUCAAACCGCGUAUCAUUUAUCGAUAUAUCGAUGAACAUGGGCGUGUACUUAAAAUCUCAUCGACACCACCGUCGCAAUUACGUGAGCAACCAUCGCAACAACAAUACACCUAUCGUCAAGUCGAACCGUCCUACUUUCAUGGCAGACACAUUGCUGUUGACGACGAACGUCGUCAUCCACUGCCAACAUAUGAACAGCGUGCAGCGUGGCAAGGCGAACCCAAACUGCCUACGACAGUUACACGUGAAGAUUUCGAAUCACGAGAUAAGCGUGUUCCACACGUCAGCGAACAAUCAGUUCUGAGUUCUCGAACAAUUCCUGUCAGUGUUGAUCCGGAAUAUCCACCCAAAUCCCAUUCAUCCCAUCACCGAACGUAUCAUUAUCCCAAUCCACAAAAUGUUAAACUAGCUUGGCUACCACUCUCCUGUCAAUCCGAUCAACCCUAUGGACCAAACGGUACAGUCGGUUAUGAUACGGACUCAACUAUUAGCGAACGGUCAGCAACAUAUCGUCCAUACGAGUAUGGACCUGCCGAUAGUCAUUACUAUCAAUCUAAUCGACCGUUACAUAAUGAUUAUUACUAUAGUCGUCCAUCAGGUCCAUCCUAUUAUCCAUCUCCUCCGCCAGUGCCCUAUGGCGGUCGGGGUAUAUCUCCUGAAUACGGUGGUGUACCUCGAAAUUACAUCGAAGUAUUUCGUGGUGGUGAUUUCCGUGAAACUAAACCAAGUGAAAUCUAUUCAUUACCAUUAAAUGAACACAUACGCACAUCACCCAUUACACCAUCAAGUAAUCGUCAUUCACGCUAUGAUCAAUAUCAAUCGGAAAGAUACAGUUCAACACUGAAUCGUAACAAUACAUCUUCCGAACAUUCGAAUUAUUACCCUCAAACCUUACCUAGCUCACGCUAUCAAACAAACAUUCCACCGACAACUGUACAUACAUCUUCCUAUUACUCACAUCGUAGUCCGUAUCACCAUCGUACAGUUCAAAGUAGCCCUAAUCCUGACUAUCCAAAUUUCGUUCGUCAAUCGAAAUCGUUCGACUAUCGUCCGCUGCGUACUAAACUUCAACGCGAAUAUAGGAUAACACCUAAUCUUCUCGUUGACGAAUGGGAAUAUCCUCGUACAAGUGAUUCUAUAAAAUACUCGACUAUGACAGCAUCCAAUACGAAUCGCAGUGGUGUUUCAUCGCCGGAUGAUGUUUUCACAACGAAUCCAUAG